Molecule: messenger RNA, 1900 nt
Organism: Python bivittatus (Burmese python)
Lineage: Eukaryota; Metazoa; Chordata; Lepidosauria; Squamata; Pythonidae
Gene: BSCL2
Product: BSCL2 lipid droplet biogenesis associated, seipin
Biological process (GO): lipid droplet organization; lipid storage
Cellular component (GO): endoplasmic reticulum membrane
Source: RefSeq, a predicted model, not a curated record
AACCCGGAAGAGGUAGAGCCAGACCCACAUUUGGGAAAGAGACAAAAGGUGGGGGGGAAGAGUUUAAAGGGAGAAGGCAGAGGAGCAGCAGCAGCGCUGGAAGUCAUUCAGGAACCUUCCAGGCCCCUGGGGAGCGGAGUCUAAAGAACAGCCUAAUUUCUAAGAGGAAGGGGGGCCUAGGUUUGGUGCCCCCCCAUCUAGCAUGCUCUGGUGCCCUCGCUGAUUCUAAGCUGCCUGUUUUUCUCAUGAAGCCAAGCUGCCUUCGGAAACCCACAAUUGCACAAAUGGAGUGGCGUGCCAUCCACAAGCCAGUCCUCUUUGCCCACGUUUUGUCUUCCAGCUAGAAUUACCAGAAUGCUGUAAUUUUUUGUUUUCAUUAGCUUCUUCAUUGCACAAGGGACUCCUGUUAUAUUUCUCUGCUUUUUCCUGCUGCCAAAGCUGGGCACUUGUUUCUCCAAGGCGGGUGGAUCCCGUAAUGUAUUGACUGCUUUCCCGGAUCGCCGUGGGUUGCCUUCGCCAGACGGUGCCAUGUCAGGAAGCCCCGGACCUUUCUUGGCGUGGGCGCAAGAAGUAGCCACCCUGCUUAUGUUGAGGGUGCGCCGCACGGUCCUGCAGACGGCCAUUCUACUCUGCGUGCUGUUACUACUGCUGUGGAUCUCAAUCUUCCUUUACGGCAGUUUCUAUUAUUCUUACAUGCCUACGGUCAGCUACGUCAGUCCUGUGCACUACCAGUUCAGGACAGGUUGUGGCCUCCCAGGGCCUGAACUCUGCUCCUUUCCUGUAGCCAACAUUUCUUUCAUCAAGGACAGCCGUGACCAGGUUCUCAUGUAUGGCCAACCCUAUCGAAUUUCGCUUGAACUGGAAUUGCCCGAGUCUCCCGUCAAUCAGAAUCUGGGCAUGUUCAUGGUUGUGAUUUCCUGUUACACCAAAGGCGGUCGGGUCAUUUCUUCGUCGGCUCGAGCUGCCAUGUUACACUAUCGUUCAGGCCUGUUGCAGAUGCUCGACACGCUCGCUUUUGCUGGCCUCUUCCUAACUGGGUUUACGGAACAGAAACAAACUGUGGAAGUUGAGCUGUUCUCAGAUUACAAAGAAGAUUCGUACAUCCCAACCACUGGGGCAGUUAUUGAAAUCCAAACCACUAGAAUCCAGAUUUAUGGGGCGCAGCUGAGAAUCCACGCGCAUUUCACUGGAUUGCGGUACCUUCUUUACAACUUCCCCGUGACGUCUGCCAUUUUGGGGGUGGUAAGCAACUUCACUUUCCUGAGCGUCAUCGUCCUCUUCAGCUACCUGCAAUGGAUCUGGGGCAGUUUGUGGCCUAAAGAAACUCUCUCUGUCCAGAUACCUGGUCAGGAAAAAUCUGGAGCGGUACAAGUCUUGGAAGAUUCACGUCGACAGGUUCUGUUUCCUAAAGAUGCCUCUGAAGAGACUCCUCUGCCACAGCCAGAAGAUGUGGGAGUUGCUGAAGGAGAAAAAUUGCCCAAGACAGCUCCUACAACACAGGUAAAGAAAAGCAGCCUUGGAAAAUCGGAUUUUGGAACAGAAUCUAGCCUGGGCCCCAGCUCCAAUGAAGAGGCAGAUUAUGACUCUCUCGAUGAUGGUUCUCUGCUUGCUGAGGUCAACUUUCCCACCACUUCCCUGGAGGGGAAUGGCUCGGAUCUGCUGCCCCCCUUGACCAAGACCCUCAACCCAGGCUCAGAGAUCCGUCAGAGAAGCAGCUGCUCCAGUUCCUGAGCAGGCUUGGGUGCGAAUCAUGCCAGGAACCUCACUUUGCAGUCUCAGUAGCCCGCCACAGGCCUUCCUCUCCCGAGGGCUGCAUUUACUCCACGCUUAAUGUUUACAUUCCAGUACCUUCUCCUUACCAAGAAACACUGUAAGUUAAAUAAAAGUUGAACUACGAAUC